AAAUUGGCAUUGAGAAAAUUUAGCUCGUCGUAGCUCUGUGAACAAGGCACAUUGCUCCGAGGAUCAAAAUCAACUUGGGCAAAAAGGUACUUGAAUGACUAACACGAACGUACGACCCAGCGUAGAGAAGGCACUCGACAUUCUACAAGAUGGGAUGCCGAUCUGAUUACUAAAAUCGCAGUUUGCCUCCGACAGAAAAUUGGUAACCAUUGUAUGAAGACAACGCUCAAUCGGCCGAUCCUUGGUCAAUCAAUCAUAAAUAUCAAUCUCCCUUGCAUUGGUUAAAAAAUACAUGUGAUGAAAAUACAAACAAUAAACCCGUCUAGCGACUAAUUUCGAUUGAAAAACAACGUACGAUAUGAUACAAAUCUCUGUGAUUGAAAGGCAAUAAAAAAUCAGAUUAAGACUGGAAAGACCAAAACCCAGUAGCUGUCUCACCAAAGAUAAAGGAUUAAGUCGUAUAUAUAAAUACGCGAGGUCGCUCCGACUAGUCGAAUCGUUUGAUUUGAUUAGUCUAAGCGGCAUGCACGCGUUUGUGAUCAUUCUUCUGUGUGCCACUGUGGGCCAGGCGGCGGACUGGUCCGGCUACCAUCGGAGGGUGGGCAUUCCGGAGGCAGAAAGGAUAAGACAAGCCGAACAAACCAUUUUCAUCAACAAAAUCGUCGGUGGGGUGAUCGCCCCCGUCUACCAACACCCGUACCUCGCCGGGCUAAUCAUGGACCUCAUCGGGCUGCCCCAUACCUCGGCUUGCGGGGGCUCCGUCAUCUCCAGCAACAGGAUCCUCACAGCGGCGCACUGCUGGAAUGACGGCAACUUCCAAGCCUGGAGAUUCACCGUCGUGCUCGGUUCAGCUUUCCUGUACCACGGUGGCUUGAGAACAGUUGCGUCCUCCAUAGCACCCCAUCCUCACUACAAUGCCAGAACGCUAGCCAACGACGUCGCUAUUCUAUAUCUUCCUACGAAUAUCCAGUUCUCUCAUGCGAUUCAACCAGUAGUGCUACCGACAGGGCCAUGGAGAAACUUCGAUCUACAUAACAUUUGGGCGUACGCGUCAGGAUACGGAAGGUAUUCUGACGUGACUAACCCUACUAUAAACACUAUGGUUAGGAACGUAUUUCUUCGAAUAAUUACAAAUGAAGAAUGUUCUAGAGUGUACGGUGAUAUAGUAACCGAGUCAAACGUUUGUACGUGCGGGCAAGGCGGGGUAGGUAUUUGCCGAGGCGACUCAGGAGGACCGCUGAUUGUGCAGAAUGCAGGACAAAACGUCUUGGUCGGAGUGAGCUCAUUCGUCGCUAGCGACGGAUGUAAGCUGGGACAUCCGUCUGCUUUUGCCCGAGUCACUUCCUAUGUGGAUUGGAUACGCUUGCAUUUAUAAUGUGAACUAGAGCGUUUGAAACUCCAUGGCAAUGUCGUUAUUUGAGGAAUAAUCUUACGUUUUGUAAUUUUGUGUAUCCGUUAUUAUUGUUUUUUAAUGAAAAUAAACUGUGUUUAUUACGCGCAAGAUUUAUUUUUUAGUCUUUUAAAACCCAUGCAGUCUAUUUGAAGUAGCCUUGAAUUCAACAAAAAAACGUUAUAGAAAGCAGUAAUUAGUGUCUAUCGCUCGUUAAGUAACGUAUUAGUUUCCAGCAAGUCGUGUCACUCCCGGAAGCUAAUGGCAAAUUCAAAAUGACUCGGCCUCGGAAAUUGACUAAUGGAACCAAUCUAUCCGCACCUACUUAUACCGCGGUAAACCGACGUGAUUGGUAAUUAUGCAGAU
This is a messenger RNA of Cydia pomonella (codling moth), 1756 nucleotides long. RefSeq names its product collagenase-like. Gene Ontology annotation, molecular function: serine-type endopeptidase activity. NCBI's taxonomy places the organism in Eukaryota, Metazoa, Arthropoda, Insecta, Lepidoptera, Tortricidae. The transcript has a single exon. Gene Ontology annotation, biological process: proteolysis. Bases 524 to 1375 code for a protein of 283 amino acids. The record is from RefSeq and is a predicted model, not a curated record.